Danaus chrysippus (African queen) is the source of this 1938-nucleotide messenger RNA. The record is from the annotation of a GenBank genome assembly. NCBI's taxonomy places the organism in Eukaryota, Metazoa, Arthropoda, Insecta, Lepidoptera, Nymphalidae.
AUGCUGACACGGACUGGAUCUGACGACAUGGCGCUCUUGACGGACUCCGAUACAUUACGGAAAGGACUUGUUGCGAGAUCGGACACUGACGACACGGCAUGUUUAACGGACUUGCGGAAGAGAUCUGAUGGAGGUGAGAAGCGAGCUAUGACUCCUUCUGCCCUACCUCCUCGCGUCUUAAGGGGUCGCUUCCUAAAAACGAAGGAAGGCUCUUCUAAGGGCCACUCUGGGGGGGACUCGGACACUGUCUCAAGGCCGGUCACCCCCACUCCCGGAUUUGGACCUAGAGACGACGACGGGUCGAUGUCGGAUGCCUCCAUGCAUUCAACAGUCUCGACGGUGACUGCGACGCCUAUGAAGAGGCCCAGCACCGUCCUGUAUGGAGAAUCGGACGCAGAGAACCCCGCGGGCGCUGUUGCUAAAAAGAAGCCGGCUGCUCGUAGGGGUAGGGGCGCACGUACCCCUUCGUCUGCGUCCGUGAGGCCCGCUGCCAAAACGGACUUGACAUCUGCUUCUGAGGAGGAGCCUUGCCCCGGCCCCUCUUACAGAAAUGCCUUGGUUGGGACGGCUAGGAGCUCCUCUACAAGCCCUAGGCCCACGAUAAACUCCCUGGACCGACAGGAACUCAGGUCCCUUGCCGACCAGUGCGUUGUUCGACUUUUUAACGUCGCGAAAACGUCGAACAACCUCAAGGGGCCCUAUGUCAGGGACAUCAAGGAGGCCGCCCAAACUAUGAGCGACAUAGUUGAGAUGCUCGCUAAUCGGACGGCCUCGGAGGAGUUGCGGCGCUUGUGGGCAAACAAUGCUCGUCUCGAGAACGAGAACGAGCACCUGAGGACCGAACUCAGGGCCCUCAGGAGGGACUUCUCUGAAAGGAAGAAGUCCCCUGCCCGUGAGCCCGCGCCGGCGACAGAGCCUCCCCUCGGCAUCUCGGAUAUGCUGGGAGAGCUGCAGCGGGCAUUGACUCUCACCAUGGGUGAGAUGAUCAAUGCUCGCAUCGCUGGCCUGGAGGACCGCCUUCUUCCGGCGAAGAGGGUCCGUCCGCCACUACAGGCGGACUUAAGGAGGGAGGUGGAACCGGUGGCCGGGCCCUCCAAACCAGCCGCAGCCCAAGCGGCGAAGAAGGCGUCUUCGAAGAAGGACCCCGGUCCCAAGAAGGGCCCUGCUCCAGCGCAGGCCAAGAAGGCCCCGGCGCAGGCCAAAAAGGCUCCGGUGCCGCCCAAAAAAGGAUCGCAGUCGGCCAAGAAGGCUGGUCCUAGUGCCACCACAUCCCCUCCGUCCACCGUGACGGACGAGGCGCGUGGUGAGGCCUGGACGACGGUCACCCGAAAGGGUAAGAAGAAGAAGAAGCCGUCGUCCGGUGCCAAGCAGGCUCAGCCGGAUCCCUCCGCCGGUAAGGUCAAAAAGAAGGAGGUGAAGCUGACCCCCCCCAAAUCGUCCGCUGUGUCCAUUACACUGACACCGGAGGCCACAGAGAGGGGGGUCACUUACCAGCAGGUGCUAGAGAAGGCACAGAGCGCCAUUGACCUGGGGCAACUUGGCAUUGGCGCUCUGAAAUUCAGGGUGACCAGCACCGGGGCCCGCAUGUUUGAGGUCCCGGGCAUGCAGAGCGGGGAGAAGGCCGACCUUCUCGCGGAGAAGCUGCAGGAGGUCGUUGGAGAGGUGGCCAGGGUACGGAGGCCAGUGAAGACUGCGGACCUCCGCAUCACUGGCCUCAGCGACGCCGUUACACCGGACCGCAUCGCUUCAGCGGUGGCCGAGAAGGGAGGAUGCCCUACUAGUGCGAUCAAGAAUGGAGUUAAAUUUAAUAAACCAACUUCAACACCCACUAGGCCGGCCGAGGGUGGAGUCGAGUCAGUGAUGUGGAACCAGGUACAUCCAGGUCGAGUAAUCAAACAACGAGCGCAAUUUGUGAAGCUCGCUGUGCUUUAUAACUAG